Salvia miltiorrhiza (redroot sage) is the source of this 585-nucleotide messenger RNA. RefSeq lists its product as uncharacterized. The record is from RefSeq and is a predicted model, not a curated record. The transcript has a single exon. NCBI's taxonomy places the organism in Eukaryota, Viridiplantae, Streptophyta, Magnoliopsida, Lamiales, Lamiaceae. The coding region runs from base 1 to 585 and encodes 194 amino acids. Gene Ontology annotation, molecular function: nucleic acid binding.
AUGGAAGAGCAAAAUGCUUUGGCUCAUUGGCUUCUCGCAAAUAGUAGCAACGAGAAAUGCAAGGAUGUAGUACAAAAGGAGGCAACUUCUAUCUUUGGAAUAGGGCACCGAACGGUACACCGUUUAUGGAGCAAUACAAAAGAAAAGCUUCAGUCAGGUACACCUAUAGUAUUCACAUCAACACGCAAAGGUGUGAUACAUAAAGAUAGGAAACAACAUGAUGUUGAGAAGGUUAAAUCAUUGUCAAUUCUAGAGAGGUCUACAAUACGUAAAAUGGCUGUGAAGCUUGAAGUUAGCAAGAGCUUACUUGGGCAGUGGAUAAAACGAAAGGAACUACGACCACAUACAAGUGCAAUCAAACGACUAUUGACUAAUGCGAACAAGAUAGCAAGGAUGAAGUAUUGCUUAAGCAAUGUUGUGUAUGAUGCAGCAAUGUCAAGCUAUAGUUAUCAAAGCAUGCAUAACGUUGUUCAUAUAGACGAGAAAUGGUUUUAUAUGACCAAGACGUCGGACAGAUAUUACAUUCUCCUUGAAGAAACAGACCCGUAUAGAGCAACAAAGUCUAAAUGUUUCAUCACAAAGUGA